AACCACGCAAACGCAACACGGAACCCGCAGCGAUGCUGCCGACGAACGGUACGAACAAGUUUCACUCGAACCGGCAAAGCGAACGCCUCGUGGUCGGACACGUUUCGGAGUCGUGCUCUUCGUGCAUACGCCAGUGCGUGGGUUUUUUACGUAGCUCUCCAUCGCGGUACCGUUGCGUUCGUUGUGCGUAUCAACCAGCCCGCGGGGUUUUUGUGUUGUUGUGGCCACGCACUAGAGCCAGGUGUAUUUCCGUCAUCCGUCAGUGUGUUUGAUAUGGAAAAGUGUACCGAAAGAUUGCGUUCAUUGGUGCCACUGUGUGGUAAUCUUUGCAUAGUGUAAUGUAACAAUUUGUACGCGUUUUGUUAGUGUUUAAAGAUAAAAAGAAAGAUCAAAUUGUUUGUCCGUGUGUACAAUAUGAACCGUUGAAGAAAUUGCGGAAGAUAGUUGUGCAACUUUAAUCAGGAAAAAAAAAUAAAAUAAAGUGUAACAUUAGAAUUAAUGGUGCGGGCAAGUGUGCUAUCCGUACAGACGCAGUGCAAUGUUGUGUGCGUGUGUUGAGUGACAGAUAAUAAGGAAAGUUUUCUUACUUUAAGUCGAUCUACUAUCACUAUCUCGUGAUCUCUCCGUGCUAAGUUCUUGCGGUGAUACGUUUAUAAUUGAGACGAUACAUCUUUCCUACACGGCUUGCUGGCAUGUUGGAAGAAGCCGAAUUGCGUACUGGCAAGAUGCUGUGCCGGACAAGCAGUCCACCACCGCCAAGCAGCAGUCCGGCCGGGUCAGAAAUUUCCGUCGGUUCCCCAAGCCCACCACCGAUCGGGAGCGAUUCGCAUCCGGCCCACCUGCCCCAUCCGCUGGCUGUGACACAUCUCGUCCACCAUCAUCCACUCGUACACCCGCACCAUCCACAUCAUCAUCCGGCGCUGCAUGCGCAUGCCGCCGUCAGUGCGCUGCAAGCCCGGGCCGAAGAUUACUUUACACCGCUGAAACGGUUACGCAUGGUGGAGGGUGGCAGUGGGGUGGAGCUGGGAAGUCCUCCCGGUGGCAGUCCGAAGGAAUCGACCAGCCGGGGUUCAAGCCCGACGACGCCCAUUAACAGUGCGAGCAGUACAAAUACCAUCGGCACACCGAAUAACAGUACCACCUCUACCACCACUACCACCAGCACAACCAAAUCGUCCUCCGGCCACUCGACCGCAGCCGAAGGAGUGAAAUCAUUUUCCAUCGCCGACAUCCUGGGACGCGAUGCGGAGGCUAACAGUCGGGAGGCACGGGAACCGAGCCCACCGCCGAUUAAUCCGGCCCUCCACCACUCUUCCCACCAUCACCUGCAUCUGUCGGCGCAUCAUCCCGGUGCUCAUCUGGCGGCCGCCCAUCAUCAUCACCAUCAUCAUCAUAGUAGCAGUACGUUGCAGCAGGCAGCUUCUAAAAUUGUACGUCCCUGGGAUCAUCUGCGAGGGCCCAUUCCGGUGAGGCCUUUUUUACCACCGGCACUGCUGCACUAUGAGCAUCGGUUAGCGCUCGACUACCAUCAGCAGUUGCAGGAACAUUUCCGUGCCCAGGCCCAGCUACUGCGUCACAUGAGCAUGGACAUUAUACCGUCGGAAAGUGGUUCGGAACGGUCGAGUUCGGCGGCGAGUGAUUGCUGUUCGCCCGAAAUUGGCCGUGGUUCGGACCACCAGAGCCACCAAUCGUCACAAUCGUCCUCGUCGGGUGUGGGCGGUGGUUCGGCUGGUGCCGGCGAUGGUAGUGGGCGAAGUGGUGCCAAUGGGGGUGCUGGCGGUGCUAACAAGUCUGGUGGCAAGACGGCACCGAAUGGGACGCCGCUUGAUGCACUGUUUCAAAUGACCAACAAGAACUUCGACGAAACCAAUGAAGAUAGUGAGCAAUCGCAUUUAAACCUGUUCGCCAACCGACCGCAGCCAAAGAAGAAAAGGAAAUCACGGACGGCGUUCACCAACCAUCAGAUCUUCGAGCUGGAGAAACGGUUCCUGUACCAGAAGUACCUGUCACCUUCGGAUCGGGACGAGAUAGCGGCCGCUCUUGGGCUUUCAAAUGCACAGGUCAUUACCUGGUUCCAGAAUCGGCGCGCCAAGCUGAAGCGUGAUAUGGAGGAGCUGAAGAAGGACGUCGAAACGGUGAAGGUCCUGUCCGCACACAAAACGUUCCUGGAGAAUGUGAACGAUAUGAACAUUCUCAAGAAAAAGAUCAUGCACGACGAUGGUGGCAGUCCACAGAAAGCAUCCUUCCCACAACCCUAUUAUCUGCAUAGAGUGGCAUAAAGUGGUGUAAACCGAUCGAACGAAAGCAGUCUGACUGACUGGGGGGCAAUAUUCGGUUUUAAGCUAUUGUUUUACAUAUUACGACACGUGGCUGUAUACAGCCGCAACCGAGCGAGUGAUGCCAAGGUUUUGGUUUCGUUGGUUUUUUGUUUCCUUCGUUGUGUUGUUGUUUCUGUGCGCCAAAUGUAGUGUGUCUGUCUGUUCCGCGAACGUGUACGGAAGUCGUCGAACAUGUCUGCCACCGAUAUGUGGUGGCCACCGCCGUCUGUGUUCACCUCAACAAAAACCCCGGGAGAAGUGUUUAGUGGAGCGUUUUGUUUCCUUGCCGCUCAUAUAGAUCGUUUCGUUUUGUACAUAUAGUGAAUAAAUAACAUGUGAUGUAACUAUUUUUUUGAGUUUGUUUGAGAAGCAAGAUGCAAGACUGCGCUAUCAGUUUAUAGAGAUGUAAAUGUGUAACACUUUACCGUAAUGAGUUAGCUAGAAUAACGAACAUAGAGCACCGAUUCAAAGAUGAUGAAAAGUAUUAUAAUUCUUCGUAAAAUCCGUACACCACACACACAGUGCGAAAUUGUUCGUUUUUUUUUUCAAACUGUCUUGACCCUUGAUAGUUAGGUUUGUUGUGUGAUAACUGCUCGAGAUCAGCAGAAGGCCAAUCCAAUAGUUGUACUUUAUGUGAAGGUUAGGAGCGAAAGAAUUCAUUUCGGGUUCGAAAUCCCUUUGCAUGAAGUUUGUGUACAUACAUUUCAUAUUGAAGCAGUAAAUUUAUGGCAAAUUAAAUCAUUCACUAAAGUAUAGGAACAACAGCUAAUGUGUGUGUGUGUUGUACAUUGUAAAGCCUGUUGUCUGGCAGAUAAACAUAUAAGGCACAGCUCAACUAAGCAGCAGCAAAAUAGGCUAAUCUAGGGUUACACAUCUUUUUGGGUAUAUUAAUUUAAAAGCACUAGCAAAAUAUCUAGCAUAAAAACACACACAAGCGCAAAUCUACUAACAGGAUAGCAAAACUACUCGCAUACGACCCAAGCUUCUCAAAGGCCCAGUGUAUUUCGUGAUUGUACAUUUCUAGACAUAUAGUAAGAAGAAAGCAGCGGAUCGAACGGAUCGUACUGCAGCUCAUAACGAUGCUCACAUGGUGUUAAAACUGUGACCAACUUUAUAGCUGCAUAAGCGGACCGUUGGAAGAACGAAAAUAUCAGAAAUACAUGAAAACUGAACGUACGAGCUGUUAUGGCUCUAAAAUUUAAACAA
Messenger RNA from Anopheles funestus (African malaria mosquito), 3524 nucleotides. RefSeq names its product homeobox protein B-H1-like. NCBI's taxonomy places the organism in Eukaryota, Metazoa, Arthropoda, Insecta, Diptera, Culicidae. The record is from RefSeq and is a predicted model, not a curated record. Gene Ontology annotation, biological process: regulation of DNA-templated transcription. Gene Ontology annotation, molecular function: DNA binding; DNA-binding transcription factor activity, RNA polymerase II-specific. The transcript has 4 exons. The coding region runs from base 693 to 2279 and encodes 528 amino acids.